Molecule: messenger RNA, 1597 nt
Organism: Ochotona princeps (American pika)
Lineage: Eukaryota; Metazoa; Chordata; Mammalia; Lagomorpha; Ochotonidae
Exons: 5
Coding region: 1-1515 (504 amino acids)
Source: RefSeq, a predicted model, not a curated record
AUGUCUCAGAGACCUGACCCCCAGGGGACUCAGACAGCAGCUCCCAACAGAGGCCAUGCCAUCUCUCACCCAGUCACCCACAACCACAGGCUCAGCCUCCAGGAGCCCUUCCCAUCGGACAGCCCUCGGAGUACCAGCAGCCAGGAAUCCCAAUCCCCUGAGACUGCAGACACCAUUCAGGACAGAGGCCCUGAGCCUCGACCAGCUCUGAGAACGCGCCGGGUCAGCAUCCAGGAGCCCCUCCCAUCCAGGAGCCCUCGGAGGGCCAGCAUCCAGGAACCCCCUGAGACUGCAGACACCAUUCAGGACAGUGGCCCUGAGCCUCGUCCAGCUCUGAGAAUUCGCCGGGUCAGUAUCCAGGAGCCCCUCCCAUCGGGCAGCCCUCCGAGGGCCAGCGUCCAGGAGCCCCUCCCGUCGGGCAGCCCCCGGAGGGCCAGCGUCCAGGAGCCCCUUCCGUCAGGCAGCCCCUGGAGGGCCAGCGUCCAGGAGCCCCUCCCGUCAGACAGCUCUCGGAGGGCCAGCGUCCAGGAGCCCCUUCCGUCGGGCAGCCCUCGGAGGGCCAGCAUCCGAGAGGAUUACUUGGCUUUGCAAAGCCGCCGUUUCAGUCUGCAAACCUCCCCUUCGCUGGCCAGCGUGGACUCAGCCAGUUCCCACAACAAUCUGACAAUCCAGACAAGAAAACAGUGCCUGGCAUUCCAGGCACGGUACAGCAUCGACAUUCCCCCAUCCAUUACCCACAGUCCCCAAAGCAGCAUCAGCAACCUGGAGUCUGUGGUGAUCUGGGGCUCCCAGGAGAGCCUCGGGGACAGGUCCCACAGCCUCCAGCCCGACCAGGACAGCCUGGAGGACAACCACAGCCUCACGGCAGCCAUCUCGGUGGGCGACCCUUCUUCCCGGGCUCACAAGGGCAGUGAGCAGCUGCUGUUGCCCGUCUGCUGGCGACUGCUGCACGACGCCAAGAGGAUCACGCGCUACACCAGCCUGGUGCUGACACUGGCUGGCAUCCUCACCAUCACCCUUGUGUCUCUGGGCCAGCCCUGGAUGCACUUCCAGGUGCCACUGGGACCCGCCAGGGAGCGGGAGAGCCCCCCACGCAUCCUCAUCAAAACCGUGCUCUUCGUGCAGUGCCCGGACAGCUCCUGCCUGCGCGAGUAUGACCAGAAUGCUUACUUGCUGGACCUGGCCUGGACCUUCUUUGUUUUCUCCAGCAUCUGCGGCGUCUAUGUCUUCUUCACGCUCAUCAGCACCAUCUUCUUCAGCACCUCCAACGUGCCCGUGCUCGACUUCUCCAUCUUCCUCAGCAGCAUCCUGACAGCGACCAGCAUGGUGCUGGGGGUGCUGUUCUACCUGCUGCAGGCGGGCCAGUUCCUGCAGGAAGGCAUGACCUACAGGCUGGGCGUCAGCUUCUACAUGACCUGGGCCGGAGCCGCCUUCUUCCUGUUGGCCGGUCUCCUGUCCUACUUGAACUACAUGAAUUUCUGGUUCAUUCUGGUACUCGAGGGCAAUUGGACUUAGCCCUCCGUGGGCCCCGCGCCAAGCACCUGCCAGUCCUGCUUCUUUGUCUGUCGCCGCAUUCCAGAGGAAUAAUCAGUAUUUU